This is a messenger RNA of Raphanus sativus (radish), 895 nucleotides long. Its product is annotated as egg cell-secreted protein 1.1-like. The record is from RefSeq and is a predicted model, not a curated record. Gene Ontology annotation, biological process: double fertilization forming a zygote and endosperm. The transcript has a single exon. The coding region runs from base 327 to 797 and encodes 156 amino acids. NCBI's taxonomy places the organism in Eukaryota, Viridiplantae, Streptophyta, Magnoliopsida, Brassicales, Brassicaceae.
UGUUCCAAGUAAAUGUUAUGCUAUAACAUGCAUACAUGUCAUGUCCACACAUGCAUGCAUACUUAAACGGUAGUAAAUGUUCGUCCCAAUUGUAACGCAGAUUGAAUUACAAUUAACUAUACCCACUACGCCACUAAGCAUUCAUUAUUUCACAAAGAGGUGUCUAAUGAGUUUCCUAUGUAAUAGCUUUAGUCCUUUCACUCUUAUCAUUUACAUGUAACAGUCAAGGCUCCAAGUAUCUCUAUAUAAACUCUCUAAGGUCAUCUCUCACUUCUCAUCACAAACAAAAAAAAAAUCUCAACCAUACUCACUUCCUAAUCUCUCUAAUGGCUAUCAAUUCAAGAUUUGUGGUUGCAUACGCUGUGACGCUCAUGAUCAUGGUAGCUUCUUCCACAGUGACAUCUCGACCUCUCAUGAAACCAACCGUGGCUGCAGCACUUUCUCCUUCCACAAGUCUUGUGUACCGUCUCAGGCUUGAUGAAGAAACAGGUUACUGCUGGGACUCACUGAUGCAGCUUCAACACUGUUCUGGAGAGCUGAUCUUGUUCUUCCUCAACGGUGAGACUUACAUUGGACCUGGGUGUUGCAGUGCAAUAAGAACCGUGGGGCGCAAGUGUUGGACUACUAUGAUUGGUGUUCUUGGUUUCACUCCUCAAGAAGGUGAUGUUCUCCAAGGUUACUGUGAUGACGACCAGGAUUCUGGCAAGAUUGGUGAUGAACAUGCUCUUGCCUCCUCACCACUGCCUUUCUCCCUUAAGUUUAAGCCUAGUAAUGUUGUUAGAUCUUCUAACCCUUGAAUCCGGAGCUUAUGUAUUAUUUUUCUGAGAGAAACUUCAUAUAUGUAAUAGGAGAGGAAUGUUGAGAGAGCAAUCGCUUCUCUGUUAUUACUCGAGAA